Ctenocephalides felis (cat flea) is the source of this 2768-nucleotide messenger RNA. RefSeq names its product zinc finger protein 436-like. The record is from RefSeq and is a predicted model, not a curated record. The transcript has 13 exons. Gene Ontology annotation, molecular function: RNA polymerase II cis-regulatory region sequence-specific DNA binding; DNA-binding transcription factor activity, RNA polymerase II-specific. Bases 45 to 2102 code for a protein of 685 amino acids. NCBI's taxonomy places the organism in Eukaryota, Metazoa, Arthropoda, Insecta, Siphonaptera, Pulicidae. Gene Ontology annotation, biological process: regulation of transcription by RNA polymerase II.
GUGGUGGCGGAGGUACAAUACACAAAAGCAAAGAUUCUCUAACUAUGUGCUGCGACAAAAAUUGUAAUUGUGAUACAGUCUCUAGUACGCCGAUAUUUACAACUGCAACUAUGGUGGACACUAAACCUCAAAUAGUUGCUGCAGCAGCAACAGCCGCGGGAACAACAACGGCUGCUGUGGCGGCAGCGGCCAAGCACUUCAUGACGCCAAUUGGACCCCUCCAGCUUACGGGCGAAGAGGUCAACGAGAUAUUGAUGAAACGAGCGGUGCAGGCGGCUAACGUGCAGGCUGGUCAAGGAAAUAAUAGCGGCGGCGGAGGCGCUGGAGGCGGAGAUGGCGGACACUCGGGGGAAUUGGUCAUCGGAGAACUGCAGGGGAUUCACAUACAAAGUCUUGGAAAUCAAAAGAUGGGUAUGGAGGAAACUGAUGAUUCUCAAAAUACAGCCUCGACUCACUGUCCGAAGCUUGAACCAAUUGUGAGUCUAUCACCUAAGCAAGGAACACAAGUGACGCCGAAAGAGAGACCUUAUUCCUGUGAUGACUGUGGGAAAUCUUUUCUGUUGAAGCACCACCUUACAACACAUGCUCGAGUACAUACAGGAGAGCGCCCACAUAUUUGCGUUCAUUGUGGAAAGAGCUUUGCUCACAAACAUUGUCUUAAUACACAUCUUCUGCUACAUUCUACCGAGAGGCCUUACCAGUGUCAGGAGUGCAAGAAAAGUUUUACACUCAAACAUCACUUGUUGACGCAUUCAAGGGUGCAUUCACGAGAAAGACCGUUUGUCUGUCAGGAGUGUGGUAGAGCUUUCCCAUUGAAGCGACAUUUAGUAACACACAGUAAAUUCCAUGCUGGUGAGCGUCCGUUUGUUUGUGAAGACUGUGGAGAAAGUUUUGCACAAAAAGAUCAUUUGGUAAUGCACUCACGUUUCCAUGGAAGCACAAACCCAUUUGUUUGUCCAGAUUGUGGUGCAACAUUUCCAAGAAAAUUCCAACUUGUCAAUCAUGGACGACUUCAUGGUCGAAUUCCACAUUCAUGUUCAGUUUGUGGGAAAGAAUUUUUGCAAAAAAGGACAAUGGUAGCACAUAUGAGGCUUCACACAGGUGAUCAUCCAUUUGCGUGCAACCAGUGUGGUGAAAGUUUUAGAGUGAAACCAGAACUUACUCAACAUACUAGACUUCAACAUGGUACUGGAAAUAAUACAAAUAACACUAAUAAUCAACAAAACAACACUACAGAUCGGCCUGGAUUUCCUUGCAGGGAGUGCGGUAGCGCUUUCAACAGCCGUGAAGCACUUGCAUUGCAUUUGCGUCUUCAUGCAGGUGAUAGAACUCUUGUCACAGAUUUGUGUGCAUUAACUGCUGCCUUACAGCCGUCACAUUUCUUAGCCCAAACGGGUACAGUUGUAAGUCAACAAGGAACUGGAACAACAAAUCAGGGCCUGCAAAUAAUCACUUCUACAGGAGCUGUUGUGAGUCAUGGCGCAACUCAAACACCUGUUGCUCCUGCUCGCACUAAGAAUCAUUUUUGUCAGGAUUGUGGCAAGGGCUUUGCCGCAAAACAUGGAUUAUUACAACAUAAUAGAAGGCAUCCAAAUGGGGCUUGUACAUUGAGAACACAUGUAUGCGAACAGUGCAACAAGGCAUUCUUCCAGAAAAAUCAUUUAUUAUUGCAUCAAAGACAGCAUCAAGAGCAUCCUAGAAAUCAGGGUGAUAGUCAGCAACAACAAUCUGGUAGCAAUGGAAUUCAACAGCAACAACAACAGCAAUCAGCUAUUCAGUCAUCAAAUAACAUUCAGCAACAACAACAGCAGCAGCAGCAGCAGCAACAACAACAACAACAGCAACAACAAGGAAAUGAUAAUGGACUCUCAAAUCAGCAGCAAUCUAACAAUCCACUUAAUCUACAACAACAAUCAAAUGGAAACAACAAUGGCGAAACAAUGGCUCAUGCCAUGGGCCACCAAAUUACAGGGUCUCAUCUUGCGCAAGUGCAAGUUUUACACACGGGUGGUGGACAACCUGCACAAGUUAUCAAGUAUGAGAUCAAUAUACCACAACCGCCUGGAGUCGGGGUUGUGAGAGACAGACAGACAAUGGAGUAAUAUGUCAAUAUGCUAUUUGUUAUUGUGUUUUAAAGGAUUUUUUAGCUAUUAUGUGGAUGCAGUGAAUGUGAAUUGAAACUAAAAUAUUUUAUUAAAAUUAUUUGUCAUCGACAAUUUCUUAUCUGGAAGUAUUUCAUACUGGAUAAUUAAUACUAUAUAAUGAAUUAUGUAUGUUACGGAUUUAUAUAUUCGACUUGAAAUGAAGAUUUAUAGAAUUUGAUAGAAUUGAAAUGGUAAAUGAGCUAUUACAAACAUCAGACAUUCAAAUGUAAUUUAUAUAUUGGUAGCGCAUUUUAUAUAUUUUAUAUAUUUUAAUUAAAAAUUACUAUGAGAUCAUUAUUAAGGUCAGAUUUGAUGUACCAUUUGUUUAACAUCGGACAAAAAUCACCCAUUGUGUGCAAUUUAUUUUUAGAACUUUAAAGAAUUUGUUGAUGACAGAUAUGUGAUCUAAUUCAUAUAGCUAGAACUGUAAAAAUGCCAAGCAUACCCGGCAAAAAAUACAUUAGCAUCUUUUAAAGAUAACUUAUAUUAUAGGAUCAUUUUAUAUAGAUAUGUAUUUAAAUAUUUUACAUUUCAAAGUUUGUUUGGAAAUUUAUUUAAGCUUUAAUCAUGAUGCAUACAACCAAUCUGCUAAAAUAUUUUUUGCUUAUAUAAAUAUGUACACAC